Molecule: messenger RNA, 879 nt
Organism: Capronia coronata CBS 617.96
Lineage: Eukaryota; Fungi; Ascomycota; Eurotiomycetes; Chaetothyriales; Herpotrichiellaceae
Exons: 1
Coding region: 1-879 (292 amino acids)
Biological process (GO): carbohydrate metabolic process
Cellular component (GO): membrane
Molecular function (GO): hydrolase activity, acting on carbon-nitrogen (but not peptide) bonds
Source: RefSeq, a predicted model, not a curated record
AUGCCGUUAUCGUCACCACUGAUCCUCUCCUGCCUCUUCUCCUUCUUCCUCAUCCUCCUCCUCUCUUUCCUAUGGAUCAUCUACAAACCUCCCCUCUGGCUAAUCACCCACCUCCAACACCGCUGGCCAGAUGUCCUAUUCCACGUCCCACCAAAACCAAACAAAAACCAAACACAAAAACAAAUACUCAUAGCCCUAACCAUCGACGACGGUCCAUCAGAAAACACUCCUGAAAUCCAAGCUCUUCUGAACACCCACGGCGCCAAAGCCACCUUCUUCCUGAUCGGAUGCCACAUCCCAGCCCACAAAGAAACGCUGCGCCAACUAGUCGUCAAUGGCCACGAACUAGCCAACCAUGCCAUGCACGACGAACCAUCAUAUUCUCUGUCCUUGGCCGAACUGACUCGACAGAUUCAGAGUGUGGAGAGGCAACUGGAACAAGUUUACCAAGCUACUGCAGUUACUACUGCAGUCACUACUUCUACUGCUUCUACUGCUUCUUCUUCUGUCCAACCAAACCACCCUUCUUCAAUCCAGAUAAGAACAACACCAACACCAACAAGACCUUACCAACACUCCAAACCGCCAAAAUAUUUCCGCCCAGGAAGUGGCUUCUUCAACACCUCGAUGCGAAAACUCACAGCAGACCUCCACAACCGCAUUGUCCUCGGCAGCAUCUACCCGCACGAUGCACAGAUUUCGUCCUGGCGACUCAAUGCCUGGCAUAUCCUGAGCAUGGCGCGGGCCGGCGGGAUCAUCGUCUGUCACGAUAGACCGUGGACGGCGCCGAUGUUGCGGGCGGUGCUGCCGGAGUUGAAGAGGAGAGGGUAUCGCGUGGUCACGGUGACUGAAUUGCUGAAUGGGUAUCUAGAUACCUAG